Molecule: messenger RNA, 1523 nt
Organism: Lampris incognitus (smalleye Pacific opah)
Lineage: Eukaryota; Metazoa; Chordata; Actinopteri; Lampriformes; Lampridae
Product: protein LRATD2-like
Exons: 1
Coding region: 160-993 (277 amino acids)
Source: RefSeq, a predicted model, not a curated record
CGGGUGGAGUUACAGCCGUCGUGCUUGUUUACGCCUCCAUACACCGACCUGAGCACACCUUUAAGGCUAUACACACGCCCGGAACAGGUGGAUCCUGUUUUGUUUUGGAUUUUUUCUUCUUCUUCCUAUUUCUCUCAUCUCGCACUCUGUCCCUGUCAUAUGGGGAAUCAGGUGGAGAAACUGACCCAUUUAAGUUACGCCGAAGUCCCGACGUCCGACCCGAACGGGUUCGAACCGGAUGGCGACGACGCGCCGCGGAUCGGCGUGUCCUACAUUUUCUCCAACGACGACGACGAGCAGGAGGACACGUUGGACAUUCCGCCGGACGACCGACCGCCCGUCCGGGAAGAGAAGCCGUUUGACCCCCAAAACCAGCUGGAGUGCACGGUGCACUACCGAGAGGAGUGCGUGUACGAGAGGAACACCGCGACCCCGGACAUGGUCGCCACUCACUCUGCGGAAAACCUGCUGAACAGGUGCAGACCCGGUGACCUGGUGGAGUUCAUGGCGAGCGGGCAGUAUCCGCACUGGGCGGUGUACGUCGGCGACUUCCAGGUGGUUCAUUUGCACCGGGCCGAGAUAAAGAACAACUUUCUCGCGGAUGCCAGCCAGGGUAAAAAAGGUCGGAUCGUGAACGGUCUGUACCGGUACCGUGCGCUCCCGGCCGACGUGAUUGUGCGCAACGCGCUGGACCAGGUCGGCGCCAGAGACAGAGACCUGUACUGGAGGAACUCGGAGUGUUUCGCCGCCUGGUGCCGGUACGGCAAACGAGAGUUCAAAAUCGGCGGGGAGAUCCGAAUCGGGAAGCAGCCGUACAGACUAAAGUUGCUGUUUUCGGAAAAGAAGAGCCACGUGUUGGAGUUUCAGAGUUUGGAGGACGUCAUCAUGGAGAAGCGGAGGAACGAUCAAAUCGGCAGGGACGCCGUCAUGCAAGAGCUAGCGGGCCACCUGAGCCCAACGAAUGAGAUUAAAGACGAGCGUUUCCCCGAUUGAUUGGCACAAAUCCCCGCAGGCCUGUAGAAACAAAAACAGGGCACCGAUGGUGAGAGUCUGGUCCCGUUUUAACGAGGAGGUUUGGUGCGUAAAAAACAACUUAGCUGUCGGUUACAGAGCUGUUUUAUGUGUUACCCCCGACCGAUUAAGUCUCUACCUAUGUUUUUCUGCAGCCUAAACGUGUGCAGAUGGACCCAGACUUAACUUGCCCACAGUGAUCCUGAUUUAACAAUUAAUUUUUUUCUUUUUGCACAGUGAAGCCAAGCCAGUUUUUUUUUUUUUUGCCUGUUGACAAUGAUAAGAAUGCUUGCUCUUGCACAACUCAGGCGUUGGUGACCCGCACAGAGUGGAUGAAAAGGACCAAAGGUUUUAGUGUUGUCUGUCUACCAUAACAAUUCCCUUCCAUUUUUUAUUUCCAUUUAUCACACAGCUUUUACCUUGACUGGCACAACCACUUCUUUGCACACUAUUGAUUCAUGGGUCUUAACAAGUUUGUUUGUUUGUUUUUUUUUGUUUUGGAAAAAGGCUGU